GGUUCAGUAAAAGGGAUUUUAUUAAUAUAGUUGUUUUCUUCUUUUUUUUUUUAACACCACUGAACAUAAUUUUUGACUGUCUUUAUCAGCGUUUACUGAAAUUUAUCAGAGAAGAUUGGACAAAAAUUGAGGAAGUGAUGGACCAAUUCUUGGGACACUGGAAACUUGUAAAAAGUGAUAACUUUGAAGCCUACCUGAAAGCUGUCAAUGUCUCCCUCGUGCUCCGUAAAGUCGCCAGCAGGGUCACCACAUACGAAGAGAUCACGCAGGACAGUGACAACACGUGCCACCUGAAACUGACCUCCACAUUCACCACCAACACCCUCACCUUCCAGCUGGGUGUCCCCUUUAAGGAGAUCACCCCCAGCGGACAUCGAAUGAAGACCACAAUAACAAUUGAAGAUGACAAAUGGAUCCAGAUCCAGAUGGCCGAUGAUCCGACAGCCACCGAUUCCAAAGUCACACGGAGACUUCGUGAUCCUGAUUGCAUGAUUGCGACUUAUGAAGCAGGUGAUGUGGUGGCUUACAGGACAAUGGCUCGAUACAAACCAUAGCAGGACAAGGGAGAAGAAAGCUUCUUCUUGCAGCUUCAAUGGUCAAAGUUUGGACUGAGGUCAAGGGUCACGAUCAAGGUCAAGCUUCCAGGCCUAACCCAGGCAAAACUCAAGAUUCAACGUCAUUUGUGUUUGUCUGUCUGUGUGUCUGUGUGAAUUCAAAUGGGUUGUGACAUCAUCAGUUUUGUGUGUCAUAUUGUCACUACUUGUCACUUGACCUCUCAUACAACACGGAGGAUGACCCCUGAAUUGUUAUUGUUAAGAAAUAAAUAUUUUAAGAAAAUA
Molecule: messenger RNA, 839 nt
Organism: Octopus sinensis (East Asian common octopus)
Lineage: Eukaryota; Metazoa; Mollusca; Cephalopoda; Octopoda; Octopodidae
Product: fatty acid-binding protein homolog 5-like
Exons: 5
Coding region: 138-554 (138 amino acids)
Biological process (GO): fatty acid transport
Cellular component (GO): nucleus; cytosol
Molecular function (GO): fatty acid binding
Source: RefSeq, a predicted model, not a curated record